This is a messenger RNA of Schistocerca serialis cubense, 2733 nucleotides long. RefSeq names its product trans-1,2-dihydrobenzene-1,2-diol dehydrogenase-like. NCBI's taxonomy places the organism in Eukaryota, Metazoa, Arthropoda, Insecta, Orthoptera, Acrididae. Gene Ontology annotation, molecular function: nucleotide binding. The coding region runs from base 1178 to 2176 and encodes 332 amino acids. The transcript has 6 exons. The record is from RefSeq and is a predicted model, not a curated record.
ACACUUCUUAUUUGGUAUAUCCGUUGACUGGUAUAAUGUAUAAGUUGGAUAGAUAAAAAAAUCUACUCACCAAGCAGUGGCAGGAAAACACACGCAGGCUUUGCUUGUGCAAGUUUUUGGAGCCAUUGGCUCCUUCUUCCAGAAGAAGGGUUGAAGGGGAAGAAAGAGUGGUGAAGGGAAAGAAACUGGAGAGGUUUAGGAAAAGAGAUAGAGUUCGGAAAAGAUACCCAGAAUCCCGGGUCAGAAGAGACUUACAGACUGUAAGUCUUCCCUGACCCGGGGUUCUCCGUGACUUUUCUGAACUCUACACCUUCUCCUUUCGCAUAAUCUUUAUAGAAUCUUACAAGUAUCUCAUCUGGUCGUGACACCUUUCCACUACUAAGCAAUUGUAGUUGUUUUUCUAUUCUGCAAUCAGUUAUCUCAAUAUCUGCCCUUUCGACAUUCAUACCACUAUUGAGAGGAGGGACAGUGUUACGAUCUUCUGUGUCGAAACGGUUUCGGAGGACGAAAUUCAGUAUUUUGGCCACCUGUCUUCGAUCUUUCAUUUUGGGCCAGUAUGGUCACUGUAAGACCCUGUGGUCUAGGGUUAGCGUCUUUCAUUCGUAAUCAAAAUGUCUUCAGUCCUGGGUUCAAAUCCUGCUGCUGCUUAAAUUUUGAUUAAUAAUCAGUAUUUGCAGCAGAAGACUUCCGGCAUAAGAAGUCACCCUCAUUCUGGCAGCUGCCUUGUCAAAGAGGGUGGAGGAGUGGACAGAGGAUCAGGGCACUCUCUUAACCUUGGGGUGGGAAACUGCCCCUAAAGGCGGAAGAAUCAGCAAUGAUCAACAGCAUGAGGGUGCAGAAGACAAUGGAAACCAUUGCAUUGAGGACAUAUAACACGUAUUCACAGGACAUGUGGCCUGUAAUUGAAGUGUCAUGAUGAUCUCUCCAUUGGCAAAAGAUUCCGGAGUAGUCCCCCAUUCGGAUCACCGGGAGGGGGCUGCCAAGGGGGAGGUUACCAUGAGAAAAAGAUUGAAUAGCCAGUGAAAGGAUAACAUUCUACAAGUUGGGGUGUGGAAUGUCAAAAGCUUGAACGUGGUAGGGAAACUAGAAAAUCUGGAAAGGGAAAUGCAAAGUCUCGGUCUAGCUAUAGCAGGGGUCAGUGAAGUGAAGUGGAAAGAAGACAAGGAUUUCUGGUCAGAUGGCAACAAAGUGGGGAAUUGCAAGUGCAGGCAGAAUCAGCCAUGAUUUUGUUGUUGCCUUGAACACACUGUCUCAUGAUGAGCACAAAGUAGUAGCUGUAGCUGCCAGGGAGUUUGAAAGAGCGCAGAUAUUUGGAAAUCAUCACAAAAUACCUUCUGUGUAUGGAUCCUACGAAGAGCUUGCGAAAGACCCAAAUGUUGAUGUUGUGUACAUUGGAGCCAUACAUCCACAACAUUACCAUGUUGGAAAAUUGAUGUUGGAGAAUGGAAAACCUAUACUUUGUGAAAAGCCACUCACUAUUAACUCUAAGCAAACAAAAGAACUCAUUGCAUUGGCAAGAGAGAAGAAGCUAUUUUUAAUGGAGGCAGUUUGGUCCCGUUGUUUUCCUGCUUAUGCCAUGCUUAGGAGGGAAAUGAAUGCAGGUACAUUGGGUGACAUUGUCCAGGUCAUAGCGAAUUUUGGUGUUCCUUUGGAGAAGGAAGACCGCCCAAGAUCAAAGGAGCUUGGUCGUGGUACUGUACUUGAUUUGGCAGUUUAUUGCCUACAGCUCGCUAUAUUCGUAUUUGGUCCUGUACACCCAAAAAAUAUUGUUGCUCUUGGACACUUGAAUGAAUUUGGAUGUGAUGAUAGCAUGGCCUGUGUAUUAACAUAUGAAGGUGGUAAAACAGCAGUGCUGAGUACAAAUGCUCGAACGUAUCUCCCUAAUGAAGGAUUUAUAGUUGGGACCAAAGGCAGUUUAAAGAUACCAAAUUUCUGGUGUCCUACAAGAGUGGCAGCACCAGACAAGACAUCUGAUUUUAUUCUUCCAACAGCAUCAAAGGCAUUUAAUUUCAUAAACAGUGCAGGGCUGCGCUACGAGGCUAUGGAAGUUAGGCGAUGCCUGAGAGAAGGACUGUUGGAGAGUCCUAAAAUAACACAUGAUGAGAGCAUACUGUUGGCAGAAUUGGAAGAUGAACUGAGGAAAAUAUUGGGAGUGAAAUACGAGUUGUAUGAGUAGAAAGUUUUAUCACUUAACGUAUCAGACAAACCUUUUAUUUUGAACAUCUGAGGAAACACUAAAUGUUGAAUUCAUGGGUCAGUCAAAGAUAAUAGGCACAUGUCGUCUUCUGUAAUCAUGAACACUUUUCAUCUCUCACACUUUGUGUAAUGUGAUCACUUCAUCAAUCACACUGGAAAAAUAGAACAGUAUGUGACCUUUUCUCAGUCUUUGUUGUCUUCAUAAAUUUAUUGACUGUCCAGUUUAUUUAUUGGUUUGUUUUUUUGUGUACCUUUAAGGAGAACUGUAAUCUGUCCUUCAUGGAACCGUGUGUCAUUUACAGUAUUUGUACAGUGUUAUUCUCAUGGCCUCUGCAUUUAUGAGGAGUAUGAACUGCUGACUGUCACUAAAUAUAACAACUGCUCAGAAGUAUUUUGUACUAGUAUGAAUGAUAACUUAUAUAAGAGAAAUGUAUUUAAACAAAUUUCCUUGGUGUGUAUAAACAUUACUAUUUUACAUUUUUGCUAAUAAAUUAUGUAUUGUUGCAAUAAAUGUGCAUCACAAAAUAUCAACAAUAA